This is a messenger RNA of Asterias rubens (European starfish), 3187 nucleotides long. Its product is annotated as alkylated DNA repair protein alkB homolog 8-like. Gene Ontology annotation, biological process: tRNA wobble uridine modification. The transcript has 11 exons. The coding region runs from base 1 to 2343 and encodes 780 amino acids. Gene Ontology annotation, cellular component: nucleus; cytoplasm. Lineage: Eukaryota; Metazoa; Echinodermata; Asteroidea; Forcipulatida; Asteriidae. The record is from RefSeq and is a predicted model, not a curated record. Gene Ontology annotation, molecular function: tRNA binding; S-adenosylmethionine-dependent methyltransferase activity.
AUGGCAGACAGCAUUUCAUACGUGAAGAGCUUACCCGAAACAAAACUAUCAAAAUCUGAGAAGAAAAAGGCCAGAAAGCAAGCAAAAUCCAGGCACACAUUACUGAGACAUGAAGGUAUCCAUACGUCAAAGGAACCAACAAAACACCUGAUCGUUGGCAAUGGAGGACUUGGGAACGGCGUCAGUCGUGACGACCUGAAGCCGCUCUUCAGUCAGUAUGGUCAGCUGACUGAUGUUGUUAUGUUACCAGGGAAACCCUAUAGCGUGAUAUGUUAUUCAUCGAUCCACGAGGCUAUAUCUGCAUAUGAGAAUCUACAAGCAUGGCAACUUUGUUCGACUGAGUCACCUGCGAGUGGUGUCAUCCUAUACUUGUCUUAUAUCAAUGAAGUCCCUCGUCCUAAGAUGAGCAGCGGUGACCGAAGCCUUCCUCCUGGUUUGAUUCUUAUUGAUGACUUCAUAACGCCUGAGAUGGAGAAGGAGUUGAUGCAGAGUGUCCAGUGGGAGAAACAAGAGUCAUGUCAGGACGUUGUUCAGCAGACACUGAAGCACAGGAGAGUCCAACACUUUGGUUAUGAAUUCAACUACGCUACAAACAACAUUGAUAAGGGGAACCCCCUACCGGAUCCAAUGCCAUCCCUCUAUGAUGAUGUCAUCAGUCGAAUCAUGGCAACUGGAUUGAUCCAGUUCAGACCGGAUCAGAUUACAGUCAAUGAAUACCAGCCUGGCCAAGGGAUACCUCCUCAUGUCGACACCCACUCAGCAUUCCAAGAUGCCAUCCUUUCCCUCAGUCUUGGUUCUCAGGUUGUUAUGGAAUUCACCAAUCCAACUGAUGGUCGUCAAAUUCCGGUGUUCGUACCACGGCUUAGUUUGAUGAUAAUGACUGGGGAGGCAAGAUAUCUGUGGUCACAUGGAAUUACUCCAAGAAAGAGUGACAUCAUACCAUCUCACAACGCUAUGGCCAAUAGCGAUGCAGUAUCUGAUGACAUCAGUAAGACGGAGGAUGGUCUGACAUUGAAGCAUCGAGGGGUUAGAAUGUCUUUUACUUUCAGGGCAGUCAGGGGAGCUCCGUGUCAUUGUGGUUGUCCCACGCGUUGCGACACUCAACAAAGCUCAGCCACUGCUGACCUUCGACCCAGUGACCCAUCACUUCCUGCCUUGCCGACCUCUGACCUACAGGCAAUGCAUCUUGAAGAGACACAUGUCCAUAAGGUUUAUAACAACAUCGCAGGUCACUUCAGCGAGACGAGACAUAAACCUUGGCCCCAGGUCACAGAGUUCUUGAAGGAGCUGCCAAUGGGUAGCAUCCUCCUUGAUGUGGGUUGUGGGAAUGGGAAAUAUCUUGACGGUAAUCCAGGCUUAUUUUCGAUUGGUUGUGACCGGAGUGUGAAGCUGAUUGAGAUUUGUAAGGAGCGUCGAUUUGAAGCCUUCACCUGUGAUGGCUUGAACCUGUCUAUAAGGAAUUCCUCCGUUGAUGCUUGUAUAUGUAUUGCAGUCAUUCAUCAUUUCUCAACAGAGAAUCGGAGACUGGCAGCCAUUGAAGAGAUAAGUCGAGUUCUACGACCCGGCGGACUAGCCCUCAUCUAUGUCUGGGCUAAAGAACAAGAGAGGCAGCAGAAGAAGUCUCAUUACAUCACAAACGCAUCUCAUAAAACUAAGAUGGUGGGCAAGAGUGUCGGAGAUACAACUAGACAAACUGAAGAUAUGAGAAGAGACGAGAAGGUGGGUGAGUUGAGCGAGGGGUUAUUGAAUGAGGAUGUGAAGAGUCCUGUUUCUGAGGAUCCUUAUUUGAAUUGUCCCACUAGCCCGAACCCAAAGCAGGAUGAGAAGGGACAGACUAAUCUUAAAGUUAAUUCUGUCGCCUCUGCUUCAGCAUUUAAUGCAAGGACUCAACUAGGAGCAACAAACUCUGAUUUUACAGUUGAGAAUGAGGCAUCUGAUGUGACGGUUGUUUUGGGUAAUGAGGAUGCCACGAUACACAAUGAUAAUAAUUCUACAACUCAGUCAAGAAAUAACGAUGAAUUAAUGUGUGGCGGAGGGAACUUGAGAACUGAGAAAGAGAAUAUGAGGACGGCUCUUUCAAUCCAUACAAACCGUACCGAGUUUGAAAACCAAGACAUGCUGGUCCCCUGGCAUCUCAAAAAGAAGACCAGCAAAAAGAGCAGCGCAACACCCUUUAAGGAGAAUGGACAAGCCUGUGUGGAGGAUACGCCAGUGUACCAUAGGUUCUACCACGUGUUCCAGGAAGGGGAGUUAGAGGGACUGUGCGAGAGGGUGAGUGGGGUGACAGUCAAGAGUUCUCAUUACGAUCAGGGGAACUGGGGAGUUGUCAUCAUGAAAAAAUAAAUUAUUUAUCAAACACAGAGAUUCGGGAAAACUGCUGUUUUAUUUAAAACUUUUUAAAAACAAGACUUUCAAAAUCAUAUUUUGUAAACAUAGACAUGUAUAAUGGCAAAGGUUUUGGGUUCAAAUCCUAUCCGAGCAAUAAGCUCAAGUGGAUUAAUUUUUCACAGGACUCGGGGGGAAAGUACUGAGUUUAGUUGUACAGUGCUUUACAGACAUCGGUGUGUAGGCAAACCAAAUAAUAUUCAUUAUCCUUGAUUCAAAUUUAACAUCUAUUAUUUUGUUGCACUGCUCGCUGCUGAAAAGUAGGAUUUAAACUGUCUCCAGCUACCGGACAAUCUUAGUGGUUUAGUGGUAAGACAUCAGGGCCCAAUUUCAUAGAGCUGCUUAACUGCUUAGUACAGUUACAAAUAAUGUCAAGCUUUCAAGAUGAACGCCAUGGUCUAGUUUACUAAUGCCCUUGUUUAUAGUUGUGUAUAGUAUUGCUUAAACAUCAGCAGUUCAUGAUGGUUGCCUGGUUUGCUUGAGUCUUAUUUCACAGAAUCUUUUGCUCCCUGAUCAUGCGCAUUGUGAAAUGCAUAUGGGCUAAUGCUGAAAUUUGCAAGUUGUUUCAAUGUGUGGUAUAACAAAAAAGUCCUUUUACUUUUGCAUAAAUAUUAAAUUGUUCACAUUUUUAAUCAGCGAAAUACUGUAAAAUAUAUUCUAAGUCUACAAAAAUAUAAAUAAAAUCUAGUAUUUUUCAAACUGAGUAUCGAUGUGAUGACUACAGUGUCUCAACUAAAUUUAGUGCUGUUUAAAACUAAAUAUCUUAGUAGGGCUAUUUUUAUUUACUCGGCUGUAACUUGGG